This is a messenger RNA of Marasmius oreades (fairy-ring Marasmius), 2791 nucleotides long. RefSeq lists its product as uncharacterized. The coding region runs from base 77 to 2704 and encodes 875 amino acids. Gene Ontology annotation, cellular component: nucleus. NCBI's taxonomy places the organism in Eukaryota, Fungi, Basidiomycota, Agaricomycetes, Agaricales, Marasmiaceae. The record is from RefSeq and is a predicted model, not a curated record. The transcript is spliced from 11 exons. Gene Ontology annotation, biological process: regulation of DNA-templated transcription. Gene Ontology annotation, molecular function: DNA-binding transcription factor activity, RNA polymerase II-specific; zinc ion binding.
CGCCUCGUAACCGGUUUAUAAAACGGGUUUAAGUGUAUAUGGAAAUCUCAUUCUCCCCUUCUGCUCCCGUACCACAAUGUUCCCAGCUUUGGCGUCUCCGCAAGAUAAUACCUACGUCGUAGACGAUAACCAACUCUAUCAUCACUCUUCACCCACCUACCCUCACCUGCGACAGUAUCCAACGCCAUCUCAUUUCUCUUCCUACUCAAAUACUUCAUUCUACCGCACAAGUCCUGAAGGACUUCAGCAAUAUGACUUCGACGCCGACGUUGGACCCUCUCUUUCGCGUAUGAAGGGAGUUCCGAGCAAUACAGUUAUUCCCUCCUCGAUUACAGCUCCACCACCACUGCCACCGCAGUAUAUAAAAUCCCAACUUCCACUCAUUUCAUCUCCUCCGACUCCUGCAACGGAAGGUUCUCCGGAUUCGGACUCUUUUGUACCCGACCCACCUAAACGAAAAUCUCGCCAAAAACCUAAAAUUGAAUUGGCUCCAGACCAGCCCACCACAACUCAGGGGAAACAGAGAAAACGCGUAUAUGUCGCCUGUGCGCAAUGCCGUGCGCGUAAAAUACGGUGUGAUGGUGCUAAACCAGUCUGUCACAAUUGCCAUCAACGAGCAAAUGGCAAUGGUGAAUGCAACUACGAUUCUGUUCCUCGCAGGAGAGGACCAGACAAAACACCCGGAGCUCGUCAGCGUAUGGCGCGGGACUCUAGGGAUAGUGACUCAACAAUUCGACGGCGUCGCAAACGACCUGAAACAUCCAGUCCAACUUCAACUGUUGAUGAAACGAGGCCUUCUCUUUUGCAACCUUUCCCAAUCGUGACAGAUACUGGCCAUGGCUCAAUUUCACCUGCAUCCACGGGUGAAUACAUUCAAUCACCAGCCAACUACACCCCGGUGGACGGAAUGUCACAUCCUCUGGUGUCUCCCACUCAAAAUUACUCUCCUUCGCCAACAGCAUCACAGUUUCCCAUCCACUAUGAACCAAAUUAUUCUUCUAUGGUUCCCAUUGGUGGGACGGCGACGCGAGCCUAUAUCCGGUCUCUAGAUGAUGACGAUCGGGAUUCAGGUGACAAUGAAGACGUGGCGCGUGGCCCAUCUCUCAGUUUCACGAAGAAGAUAUGGUACGACUCUCUCUGCUCACUGUACGCAGCGCCUCAUUCCAAAUACGCUUGCCAACUGUCCAAUUCUCAACGGGACCGGAUUUCUCAGAAUAUUAAUGACGACCUGCGCUUUCUUUUUCGAACAUCAAAUUAUUGGUUCUCCUUUUUCCAUUUGCCGAGUUUCUUUGGAUCUUUCUACGACCCUGUCAAGCGAGAGACCAUUCAACCGUCCCUAAUCCUAGCGGCACUUGCCGUAUCCACUUUCUGGCAAAGUUCUGAAAUCGGAAAAGGCGCCGCAGGGCGACGUCAUUCUUUGAGGUUCCGAGACGAAGCGCAGUCUGCUCUGGAAGCAAGCUUUAAUAGUGGCUGGAUUGAUGAAAGCCUCGCUCAAGCCGCCUGGCUCCUCGCGUUAUUCGAGAUUUGUUCUCACCCCGAACAUAGUACAGCUCGGUCCGUGUCGGCAAUUAUGAUGUUGGACGCAAUCAUACGCAGUCUCGCGCUGACGGAUGUGGAUCGUAACGACCCUCAAGCGUCAGUGUUUCGUGUUGGUGGUGUGCCUUCGAUCGGAGUACGCGAACAGCUGUCUUUAUCAAGGACCUCAGAAUGUGGCUAUCCCUCAAUGCCUAACGGUUCUUAUUUUACAGCCAGCGGCUGUUCUUGUCAAUCUGUGACCCUUGGUACGCAUUGGCCGCAAUCUCUGGAGCAUGUGCCCCUUUGGGCUCAAACGCCAGCUUGGGACCCAAACUGGUCCGAAGCCGAGGUUAAGAAAGAAUCUUGUCGUCGUCUGUGUUGGAGUGCGAGUAGUCUUGCCGCCGGACACGUAUCCUACGCUGUGGCUACUAGCUCUAGCCACCCUGACCUUUUCAUAGGCGAUCCUGCCAAUUACGCCCUUCUCUUUAGCGGAGAAUCCUUCAGUCGUUCGACGUCAUCGAAAGACUCUGUGUGGGCCUUGUAUGACCGAUGCUUUUUACUGUGGAACAGCUGUGCGAAAAUGCGAAAAAGUCAUGAUGUUACGGACGCUGAACGCGCAGAUUUUGCUAUCAAGUCCUGGCUGGAAGCUGACAACAUUGAGACUGCCCUCAAUAGGCACACAUGCGGUAUUGAGAAGGCGUUUCUUUUCCAGGGACGAGAGUAUCUGUUCAAUACGCGAAUGUGCAUCACUUACGAGUUCCAACGCUACGUUCCACUGGCUACAUCGCACGUCAGUGGUCUGUUUCAUCGCAAAAAAGCAGAAGAGUGGUUAUCCCACCAAACCGCUGUGGCUCAGAGGAUUAUGAACGGUUUGCACACUAUAACCGGAAACUCCGGCAAUCUAUUAGCACGACGGCCUUUCUUUACAUUAUGGUUCAUGGCUCAAGUUUCGAGAGCGCUUUCUCUCUGGCAAUGUGAUCAAAGCAUGGUGCUUGCGCUGGAUGUUUGCAAGGCUUUCCUACCAGCUAUCGAUUAUUUAAGUGCUUUAUGGCCAUGUGAAGAACAACGGAGACGUUACGAUAAACUACGGGCUCGGUUGGACGAUGCCUGCAAGGCCGCACGAGUGCCGCUGCCUCCACCACCCAACUUAACACCACCUAAUCCAUCAUCAGUCCAGUCGAUAGUUUAAAUGUACCUAUAGUGACUCGUACUGUGUAUCAUUAGCUCCUGAUAUUUUUAACUGUAAUAGGACAAUACGCAUGUACUCUGCUUCGAC